CAAAUCAAAAAAGUUUGAUGGGCGGAUUUUCCAAGGGGCGCAAAAUUUUAAAUGUAUGAGUAACCAGCUCAUGAUUUGCCAUGACAGCACUGGUUACCGCGAAUCGGCUGCUUGAUGAGAUGAUUUUGAGCUUUGGACGAAUGUUUACCACCGGGAAACAAGUGAAGCCAUCCAGGAGACAAACUUCGGGGCAACCAACGGCGAAUGAAAUUGUGAGCUCAUCUGGGACGGAUGCACCACCGGCAGCAACCGGUUCGAUGGAGGGAGAAGCUCGGAGUUAUCCAGAUCCGCACAGUCCCGGCGGUGGAGGGACAGUAAUUGAAGCUGAUAAGUUUCCACGAAGUUCUUCAUCCGAACUGCAGGACAAUAAAGCGGAAAGCAACGCUAACCGUGACGAUGCAAACGAUGAUAGUGAUGACGAUGAAGAAAAAAAGUGGAUAAAGUACUGGAAAAAUCGCGAACCGGGACAAUCAUCGGGUGUUGAAGGGGCGGACGCCGGCUACUGCGAAGCCGUGGCGGACACUUGUGGAUAAUUUUAAGGCCAAGGGGAGUCUGCGAUGGUCGGUCCAAAUAGAUAAGUGUUUGUGUGGCUCCAUAAUGGGACAAAGUUUUAUCGAGUGCAUAAUCGAGUGGUGAUUGAAUGCGAACAAAGCCGUUCGGAAAUGGACAGGAGAGAAGGAAAAGUUUUAUUGGAUGGGUUAUUGCUUUGUGAGAACGGAUAGUUGUUAGCUGCGGAUUGGAUUCAAUUAGCCAAGGGGAGGCGAGUGUUAUGCCAAUAAACGGCACGUGUGGAAUAUUCUAGAGGAGUGAGUUUUAAAAGUAAAUUUAUUAUGGAAGUUCUUGAGAUAUAAA
Messenger RNA from Armigeres subalbatus, 852 nucleotides. RefSeq lists its product as uncharacterized. The record is from RefSeq and is a predicted model, not a curated record. Bases 81 to 533 code for a protein of 150 amino acids. The transcript has 2 exons. Lineage: Eukaryota; Metazoa; Arthropoda; Insecta; Diptera; Culicidae.